This is a messenger RNA of Bathycoccus prasinos, 1968 nucleotides long. RefSeq lists its product with no specific name. Gene Ontology annotation, cellular component: spliceosomal complex. The transcript has a single exon. The record is from RefSeq and is a predicted model, not a curated record. Lineage: Eukaryota; Viridiplantae; Chlorophyta; Mamiellophyceae; Mamiellales; Bathycoccaceae. Bases 1 to 1968 code for a protein of 655 amino acids.
AUGUCUGGUGUUCAGCUGACUGAAAAUCUCAUCAAAACACUGGACGGGGGUGGAAAGGACGAUGAUUCGUCGUUCAUUCCAGCGCCGGGUGGAUUUCAAGGCCCGAGAGAUGGUUACAUUUUCCAGAACGGAGAAGCAGGCGUCGGGUAUUACAGGGAAGAAAUUUUCGCCGCCAAAGAAGAUGAUGAUGAUGAUGAUGAUGACGAGGUAUUGGUAAACGACAACAACGCGAAAAGGCGCAAGACGUCCAACGAGACCGCGACGACGACGACGACGAUGAAGACAAAGUCAACGAUAGAUUACGAUAAAAUGCUCGCAGAAAUCGAGCAGAACAACCCGGACAUUACCAAAGAGACCACGGAAUUAACAGGGAAGAGUGUCAAGAAGUUCGUGAUUCAAUUCGAAAGAGCUUUGAACGAUAACGUGGAAAAGAGAGCAAAGUUUUCGACGAAACCGGAGAAGUUUUUAGAUUCAGAGGUCGACUUGGACAAUGCGAUUAAGAAUUUACAGUCGUUGGCAUCUGCGCCGAAAUUAUAUCACGUUUUGAUCGAUACGAAGUGCGUUCCGAGUUUACUCUCCGUGCUGGCGCACGAGAACGAGGACAUAUGCGUAGACAUUUUAGAGUUGUUUCGAGAGUUGUUCGAUCCAGACGCAAGCAACGAAGGAGAAGAGGAUGAGAACAGACAGGCGUUUCAGUUGCUGAACUGCUUAAGAGAGAACGACGGAAUCAAAAUGUUCGUCGAUUGUUUGAUGGAUAGAUUCUUUUCGAAACCAAAAAAGAAGAACGAAAGAGAAGAACGAGAAGAAAAAGAUGAUGAUUUAGCCGGAGAAGAGACGAAACGAAACGCCGAGGAGACUAUUUUACAAAUCGUAGAAAACGCGAUCGAAAUCAGCGGAGGCACGAGCGAGAUUUGCGAAUACUUUUUAAACGAAAGCAACACUCGAUUGAAAGAGUACUUACUCGAAAGAGUAGGCAAAAAACAAGGCACGGAUGGUGUGAAGUUACAAGCGUCCGAGUUGCUUUCAAUUUUAACCACCGGGUGCGACGAAACUGUGAAGAAAUCUAUGUUGUUAGCGAACGAUGCGUUUAUGGAUCCAAUCAUGAUGGCUAUUGCGUGCUACAAAAAGAAAGAACCGCAAGAUAGCGAAGAACGAGAAAUCGUCGAGAAUCUCGCCGACGCCUUGUGCGCUUUGCUCCAAACGAAGAAAGGUCAAGAGACUUUUUUCAAUUUAGAAGGUUUAGAGUUGAUGUUGAUGUGCGUGAAAUCAAAAUUAUUCGUUCGAGGCUCGGCAUUGAAAAUUUUGGAUUUUGCGUUGACGGAGAACGAACUCGGGUGUUUGAAAUUCAUCGACGCGUUUGGUUUGAAAACCAUCUUUUCCACCUUUGUCGGUUGUUUCGGCGGCGACGAAAAGAAGAUUAAAAAGAUUCGCAAAAAGUACGGCAACGAUUACGUCGACGCCGAGUGCGAGCGCACGUUAUCCGUUAUCGCCUCUCUGUUUCAAAACAUCGACAUUUCGAAAAACACGGACAAGUAUAAUCGCGUCGUCUCGAAGUUUGUGGAAGACUCGUUCGUAAAACUUGAUUUGCUCGUCGAAUCGUACGUUUCCUACGGCAAAAGAGUCUCGAAAAUCGAACUCCCCAACGACGAAAACCCGCCGCAAGACUCCGAGGACGAGCAAGACAUAUACCUAGAAAAGCUCGAUCACGGAUUAUCGAGCUUAGAAAACGUCGCCAUUAUAAUCGCGCAUUUAUGGGCGACGUUAGACGAUGCUAUUCAAAAGCGGAUUUUCGUCGAUUUAGAAAACAACGAAAUCGACGUCUCUCACGCCAGAGAUGUUUUGAGAGACCGAGCGAAAAACAUCGGCGAUGGUGGUGGCGAGCAGGUGCAAAAGGACAAAGUUGAUCAACUUCUCACGCUGGUGUAUUCGCUAUACAUGCCAGAUGAGGUUCGGCCUGGUGAUGAAUGA